Molecule: messenger RNA, 912 nt
Organism: Ascoidea rubescens DSM 1968
Lineage: Eukaryota; Fungi; Ascomycota; Saccharomycetes; Ascoideales; Ascoideaceae
Exons: 1
Coding region: 1-912 (303 amino acids)
Source: RefSeq, a predicted model, not a curated record
AUGAAUUAUUCAAACAAAAAGUCGCUUCGAAAACCUGAUAACGUUUAUUCCUCGUAUCUAAACGCAUUUUCAUUUAUACUGAUUUCAAUAUCUUUAUAUUAUAAAUGUCAAUUAACCUUGCCAUCCAAUUUAAAAUUGGCUGGUAAUAAACAAUUUCUAUCAACUUUAAUUUGUCUAUUGACUUUAGUUUAUAAUCUAAUAACCAUUAUAUGUUUUUUCUUGAACAAAAUAAAUAGUAAUCAUAAUCAUAAUCUUAAUCUUAAUAUUAAUCACAAUCUUAAUCAUAAUAAUAAUAAUAAAGACAAACUAAGUGUCAGUUCUUUAUACUAUUUUAAAAACAACUUCAUUCAUUCAAUCUGUUUAAUUAUCCAAUUUUUGAUAUUCGUAAUCUAUUGGCCUUUGAAAUUGUAUAACAGAGAUUUACUUUAUUAUUCUUCAUCCAAUUCAAAAUCUUUUCCGGAUAUAUUAUCUAACCAGCUCUCAUCAUUAACCUCUUCUGCUUCUUCAUCUAAUGUCAAUAACUAUGAUGAAUUAAAUUUUUUAAUUGAACUCACCAUCCAUAUUCUACCUUAUUUAUUAUUAUUAACUGAUUUCUUAUUUUUCUUGCCAAACUACCAAAUUAAGAAAAGAUUAAUCAGUUUACUCAUAGCAGUUUUGAUUUUUUUUUAUUAUGUUUUCUUACUACUAUUGGUUGAUACAGGAUUAAAUCAAAAUUUACCUUACCCUUUCUUGCAAAGUUUAAUUUACUCAAUCAAUCAUAAUAAUAUUAAAAGUAUUUUCUUAGAUGUUUUAAUUAUCUUGGUGGUUUGCAAUUUAUCUUUUAUCGUUUUUAUUAUUCAUAAAAAACUACAUUCAUUAGCUGUUAAAAACAAAAUCAAUGAAAAACCAAUAACAUUUUUGGAAUUGAUUUAA